AUGUCCCGCAGCAUCGUUCAGGCCAGUCGUGCUGUCCGCUUUGGCGGUGCGCUUCGACCCACCCCCGUCGUCCUCAAGCAGUCCAAUCCCGUGCCCAGCGUGGACAUUCCUGGACCCACAUUCAGCGACCGUACCAGUCCAGCCGCACCUCCUGGUCAAGGACCUACCCAUCCUGGCUACACGCACGAGAGCACUCCCAUCACCAGCGCUCAUCCUCGAGACAUUCCAGGGGUGGAUGGAGCAGCCCCUGCUUCGUGAGUCGAGCGUGACAUAAGAUGCGCCUUGCAGACUUCGACGUUGCUGAGUCAUCACGCGCUCACGCAUCGCCACACGCGCCUUUUCUUCGCGGUCAGUCGAGUGCCCGGAGCGAGCACUGUUGCUGGCCAACCUCACGUCGAGGUGCACAACUUGGCCGAAGGUGCAAAGAUGUGAGUGACUCUUGCAAUACUCGUCAAGAUAGGCCUGCCUCGAGGGACAGCUGCGAUGCACAUCCUUGUGAUUGGCGGAGGUGCAGUGCACUGCUUUGGGCAUCCGCUCGGAAUCCUUUUGCGUUGGCACCUUCCAAGCGACUUUCGAAGCUCUGCUGAUCGUCGUACUUGCUCUGGUUUUUACAUCUUCAAGCGGAGGAUCGGACGCCAUUCGACCUGAAGAGCGCAAUGUCAAAAGCUGGGGUCCCAACCAACGCACACCAGAGUUCAAUGAAUUAGGUGCGUGCAAUCUCUAGUGCGGCUGCUUCUGAGCUGCGAGCGCUGACAGUCCAGAGUGCCUGUCUGCUCCUCAGAGGGUAAAAGACGCCCUGUCCUCGAUGGAGGAUCCAACGAAGGCGGUCUUGGACCUGAUGGCAAGAGCAGAACGUGAGCAUCAUCUUCACCCUCCCGUCCGUUGCAGCGCUACCUGAAGACCCUUUGAGACCCGAACACCGUCGAUGCAUCUGUACGGACUAGAACUCGCAAAUGCAAUGUGAUCAUCGCUUGUCUUGUUUGUCCACCUGUCUGACUGCCACUGUUUCAAUCCGCUGCGGGCAGGUUCUCGACGAUUGCAUGCCUUCGACAAGUCAAGCCGGGGCCAACAAGUGCAAGUGAGAAUCGUGCUGCGUCAACUGCGAGAGGAUCUGCGGUGGCACCGCAAACUUCGACACCUCCCAGACCUGCAAGGCGAAGUCGCUUUCCUUCCAGCAAGGAGGGCGCUGCCUCUUUGCCCAGGUUGGAGCACUUUCUAA
Molecule: messenger RNA, 1219 nt
Organism: Ceraceosorus bombacis
Lineage: Eukaryota; Fungi; Basidiomycota; Exobasidiomycetes; Ceraceosorales; Ceraceosoraceae
Source: the annotation of a GenBank genome assembly